Messenger RNA from Linum trigynum, 3352 nucleotides. The record is from the annotation of a GenBank genome assembly. NCBI's taxonomy places the organism in Eukaryota, Viridiplantae, Streptophyta, Magnoliopsida, Malpighiales, Linaceae.
CCAAUGAAUUUAGGUUUGGCUUUGGCAAAACUCGAUCCAACCCGACCCAUUACCAUCCCUACCCUACACAAGUUUCCUUGUGGGUCGGGUGGACACAUCAUGUGUGGAGAAGAGUGGCCAGUCUUCCAUGGCUACAUUCUUGACUUUGAAAGGAGAAAAGCCUGAAAGUCAGUUAAUAAACUCUGUAGUGGAUUGGUCCACGUCCACAUGUAUUACGAUAAUAUUACUAAUUAAUCAAAUAAAAGUCAUGGUCCGAUCCCUUUUCUGCUAUUUGGCCUUAUGAUGUUGGUAAAGGUGUGUGCUGAAUACGUUCUUGCUUCAGUUUCCGGCGCACCAUUUUUCACACUUAAUAUGUUAGAAUAUAGUAACCAACUAGAGUGGGUCCCGACCAGAUGGCUGGAGGAAGGUGAGAUAUGAAAUUUGAUAAUGUAAUGAGGUGUAUAGCUUAUUGUUGUAUAGUUUUUUUUUGGAAAACACGUAAUAAAAAUAAUAAAUUUUAGUAGGGAAGAGACAUGAAUGAUGCAACAAAUAAAAAAUCAGCCUUAUGAACCAAAAUAAAGUACAUGUUACCUUGUGAAACAAUAUUGCUUCUGGUAAUAUGAUGAGGUGGAGUAAGUUUUUGUAGAAACCGAAUUUCAGAAAAUCGAAUAAAAAAUCGCCUAUCCCCCCGGUUUUCGGAAAAUUAGCAUAUCACAAUCGUUGCUAGCUUUUACUCGGCCCGUUGGCCGAUUAAUUUGCUUUAUAAAACUUUUAUCUUGUCGUCAUUGUGCUUUCUGAUUUUUGCCAGACCAUGAUAAAAUCUAAGGAAAUCAAGAAUGAACAACACGCUUUGGGAUAGGAACCGUCGUUCCUGUAUCCCUAGAAAAUGGUGGUAAACACGGACUCACCGACCAAACUAGUUUGUAUUGAGAUUUUUAUCGGGUAUCAGGGAACCAUGUGAUUAUAAAUUUCUUUUCGGUGAUUCAUGUGAUUAUAAAUUUGACUUGAUCAAAACGGGCCAAAAUUUGAAAUUCAGCCUAUUUGACCGACCCAUGCCAAACUCUAAUUAAUCUUUACUUUUAAACUUUCUAUUUGAAAAUAAAAAUAGUGAAAAAAAGAGAUGACUGCAAUUCGUCAUUUACACAUCACUGAUUCAGGAUUAAAACCAUAGAAAUUCGAAAGGAAACUGAAAAAUAUUUAGAAUCGUUUUAAUGUUAAAAAUAAUCAAAUAGAUCUUUCUGUUUAGUUUUUUACUAACAAAUACCAAACAAUUUCCUAUAAAAUACACUAUAAUUUAAUCAUUAUGAUAUCAAAUAAUUACAUAAUAUAUAUUUGAAAUGAUAAAAAUUGGACUAAUUGGGUUGGUCGAGGUAGAACCAUUGAAUAACUUUAAAACAAAUUAUAUUUUCGCCCAUAAGAUAUAAAAUAAUAGCAUAAUAUAUAUUAUGCUAGAGAAAAUAGCUUGUUUUAGAAUGGCAAAACCAUAAUGUUCAUUUUUUUUACUUGAUGGCCAAAUCUCGUGUAGGUCAGGUCCAUUCAACUCUUUUAUUUUAUGGUUAGCGAUUAGCCCAUUAGAAUCCAUGCAUUAGUUUAUUGUUAAUUUUUUUUUAUUCUUAGCAAUAAAAAGGAGUAUUAUUUUUGCCUUUUCAUAUAUAUUUUACCACCACGGAGAAAUAAAAGGGCUUAAAGAAAAAAGUUGACACUCCUCGACUCGUUUAAAUCCGCAUGUGUAUGGUGCUACCUUUGGUAAGGUGUUUUGAGAGUGGUGGAAACACUACAAUAAGAUGACAGUGGAUGGCAAGCCAAAAGCCGAGUGCAAGUACUGUAAGAAGAGGCUUGUUGGAGACCCAUCAAAAGGAACAACUCAUCUGAAGAAUCAUUACCAUCGAUGUCCUAAAGUGAAGCAGCCUGGAGAUAUAAAGCAACAACUCUUACUAGGAAAUCUGAAGAAGGAGAAAUUCCAGUUGACACUGUUCAACUUCAGCCAAGAGAAUUCUCGAAAGGGAUUGGCUCAGGCAAUUAGAAAGCAUGAGUAUUCUCUCUCAAUCAUGGAGCAUGAGGGUUUUAAGAGUUAUAGCAUGAGUUUGAAUCCACUAAUAUGUGGACAUGAAAAACAAGUUGCAAUGGAGCUUUUGAUGAAGAACGAAGGUCGAGUGGCAAUAACCACUGAUAUGUGGACAUCUUCUCAGAAGAAUGGUUUCAUGGCAGUGACUGCACACUAUAUCGAUAAGAAUUGGACUUUAUAAAGUCGAAUUAUUAGGUAAUUUGUUGUGUUCAUUCCCUAAAAGUCUAUGAUUACUAAGUUGUAUUCCCUUAUUAUAAUAUGUGAGUACUAAUGGUCUACUGCCUUGUUUUACAGUAUGUGUAAAGAGAUGUGAUUAUUCCUUACUUCAAUGAUUACUACUGCCUUUUGAAAUUUGAUGUUAUUACUUGCACUAUUGCCUUGUGAUCUCUACCCAGUAUUAUUGCCUUGUAUAAUUACUACCCAGAACAUGUUUAAGUUUAAUUGAGUUGACUGUUUAUUUGUACUACUUCUUUGUAAUUACUACUCAUAAAUAAGAUAACGUUUGAAUCCCUGUUGCUGGCUUGUUACGAUUGUGAUUACUUUAGGUUUAUUUCCUCCUUGUAAAUGUAAUUACUUCCUUGUAAUUACUUCCUUGUAAUUACAACUCAGAAGUCAGAUAACAUGUUUAAAUUUAUUUGAGUUGAUGUGAUUACUGUACUUGUACUCCUUCCUUGUGAUUAUUACCCAGAACAUGUUUAAGUUUAAUUAAGUUCAAUUAAAUUCACUAUUUAUUUGUUCUUCCUUGUAAUUACUACUCAGAACAUGUUUGAAUCCCUGCUCGUUACAACUGUUUCAGUUUAAUUAAGUUCACUCGUUUUUUAUUUACACGUUCAUUUAUGUACCAGUGAAGUAAGUACUUUGUGAAGCUUUGUUUGAUUGUAUAGUGGAUUGGAACCUCGGCCAUAGAUUAUCAGUUGUCACGGUUGAUAAGUGCUCGACUAAUGACACAAUGAUGAGCCACUGAUCGAGAAGCUUCCUUUAGAGUCUCUCUUGAACAAUGGAAGCAUGAUUCAUAUGAGGUAUUGUGCACACAUAUUAAAUCUCAUUGUCAAAGAAGGUCUUAAGGUGAUUGGAGAUGGCAUUGACUGAAUUAGAGAGAGUGUUCGUUUUUGGCUGGCGACACCAAAGAGAUGGGAAAAGUUUGUGGAGAAUACUCGGCCGCUUUAGGCAGCACGCGUGAUUCAUUGUCAAAAUGGUAAGAAGCUUAUACUUGCUUGUGACACUAGAUGGAAUUCAACUUAUCUAAUGUUGAAUACUGCUUUGGGGUAUAAGAAGUUUUUUAUCGGUUAAGAAAUCAGGAGCCAAUGU